AAUUUUGCUUGCAUUUCUUGUUUUUUUUUUUUAGAUACAGAGAUGGAUCCGUGCGACUUCGAAACCCAAAUAUUGAGCUUAUGGAUCAAGAUAUACUAUAUCAUCUUGCUCUGGGCAGUGGUUCCCACGAUCUCGUUGAAAUGUUUGGAGACGUCAAGUUUGUGUGUAUGGGAGGAACGCCGAAGCGUAUGGAACAAUUCGCUAAUUACAUAAUGAAGGAAAUAGGUCAUAAGCUUCCAGCCGGAACAACACUUCUUGAUAUUAGUCAGUAUUCAUAUCGUUAUUCCAUGUAUAAAGUUGGACCGGUUCUUUCUAUUAGUCAUGGAAUGGGUAUACCAUCGGUUGGAAUCUUGCUUCACGAAGUGAUUAAGCUGAUGUACCAUGCAAAGGUGAAAGAUCCAAUAUUCUUCAGGAUUGGUACAUGCGGAGGAAUUGGUCUUGAAGGUGGCACUGUCGUAAUUUCUGAGGAAGCAGUCGAUGGAAUGUUGAAGUCUUAUUUGGAACUGCCUGUACUUGGUAAAAUGGUAAGAAGACCUGCUAAAUUAGACAGACAGCUGGCUCGUGAUUUGAAGACACUAGCACAUCGUGACAAUCCUUAUGAUACUGUAAUCGGUAAAACGAUGUGUACUUAUGAUUUCUACGAAGGACAAGGCCGAAUGGAUGGUGCAUUCUGCGAAUUCACGGAAAAUGAAAAAAUAGAGUAUUUAAACAAGCUGCAUAAAGCUGGCGUAAUAAAUAUAGAAAUGGAGAGUCUUGCAUUUGCUGCUCUGACACAUCAUGCGGGCAUCAAAGCUGCUGUUGUUUGCGUAACAUUGAUAGAUCGAUUCAAAGGAGAUCAGGUAUUAGCACCAAAAGAAGUUCUGGACGAAUGGCAAAUAAGACCGCAAGAAUUAAUCGCACGCUAUAUAACGAGAUAUCUUCAACGAAAAGGCCGUCUCUCCUUAGAAGGUCAUGGAUCGAUGUGUGUCAAGAGUCCACGUCGGUUUAAAUUAGUACAACAGGAAUCGGAAAACUAUGAUUAAAUUCAGGACAUGUCAAAUACAGAAAUUACUAAGAAAAACCAAUAUGGAUUUUGUUAAGAGAAGAAUGUACUCUUACAGUACAAUGAAAACACACGGAUUUGUUAAUUCUAUCAACUAUUGAUGCACUGAUCAAACGUCCUUUUAUUUUUUUACGUAUGUUCAUAUUAUUGUCAUA
This is a messenger RNA of Apis dorsata (giant honeybee), 1197 nucleotides long. Its product is annotated as uridine phosphorylase 2. Lineage: Eukaryota; Metazoa; Arthropoda; Insecta; Hymenoptera; Apidae. Gene Ontology annotation, cellular component: cytoplasm; cytosol. Gene Ontology annotation, molecular function: uridine phosphorylase activity. Gene Ontology annotation, biological process: nucleotide catabolic process; uridine catabolic process. The transcript is spliced from 5 exons. Bases 81 to 1022 code for a protein of 313 amino acids. The record is from RefSeq and is a predicted model, not a curated record.